Lepisosteus oculatus (spotted gar) is the source of this 5157-nucleotide messenger RNA. RefSeq names its product general transcription factor IIIC, polypeptide 2, beta (gene gtf3c2). NCBI's taxonomy places the organism in Eukaryota, Metazoa, Chordata, Actinopteri, Semionotiformes, Lepisosteidae. Gene Ontology annotation, molecular function: protein binding. Gene Ontology annotation, cellular component: transcription factor TFIIIC complex. Gene Ontology annotation, biological process: transcription by RNA polymerase III. The record is from RefSeq and is a predicted model, not a curated record.
UCAGAUUCAACAGGCCUGGGCUGUGUAAUUCUAAACAAACAUGGAGGAUGUUAUAGUGAGCGUAUGAUAUAUUAGGUUAAAAUCGCCGUGAGAACUAAUUUUUGUGUAUGUUUUCCAAAUUUCCUAAGGGACCUUCUUGAAGCAUGUAUUUUUCCCGCAAGAUUCAUUUUAAUCUCGGGUGGAAGCCACUAGGAAGUGGAGAUAUUAAGCUAUAGUACAUUUCCCCUGUUGAAACACUACUAAACGUGGCUGUCAAGAGACCCCAGGGACAUUAAUGGCAGCUUCUGUCCAGGAGUGCAGUGGAGAAGACAUGGGUGUGCCUUCAGAUCCCAAAGUCCAGGGGUUGGCUACUACAGAGCACACAGAACAGGCCAGUGCUGAGGGCCCUGAUCAGAACAACAGACCCUUAGAGACAAAAAGAGAUAACUCAGCCCCAGAAGAGCAUGUGAAUCCAGGAGCAAAGUCCAAAAAGAAGGAAAGGAUUUUAAAGAAAGUCACAACUGUAAAUCAGCUGCUGAAAGAAAAUGGUACUGAAACCGGUGCUCAGUCUCAUGAAGACACGGCUAAUGGUUCAGUAAUGGAUCUUGCUUUAGGAUGCUCUGCACAACACCAAAACACUGAAGAAGGUCCCAGCCAGCUGAAGGAGACUCCUCAGACUCUUCCUAGUGUGUCUGAAAACAUGUCGCCUGCUCCCCGCCAGCGAAAGAAAUUAGGGCGAUCCCGAAAAAACCCCACUCCCAAGAAGCUGCAAACAGAACCCCAGCCCUCAGACCCAGGGCCAGAUGAAAGUGAAAUGGCGGACCAGACCCAGACACCACCGCCCAAGGUGUACAAGAAGAGAGGCAGGAAGUCUAAAGCAGAAUUGAUGGCUGUCAAACUUGAAAAGGGGCUCACAGGGACCCCUGAGCCAGUGGACAAGAAGAAUGCAGAAAAGACUCUCAUAGAGGAGGAGGAAACAACCUCUGGAGGCAGACCGAAGAGGAGAGCUGCCAAGGCUGCUCUGUUGUACCUCCACAACCUGGCUGAAGAGAUGGGUGCCACCCCUCAUUCCUCAGCACCAGAGCGAGCCACAGCCAAGACCGAGCCGGGCUCUGAGCAGACCCGGAAAUCGGGAAGAGGGAGGAAGAGGAAGAAAAUGGAAGAUGACGGCUCCGACGACGUGAGCAAGGAUGCUGACUUUGUCCUUUCAGAAGCUGCUGAAGAGACAGAUUCUGAGGACGCAGUUGCCUCUUGUAGCGAUUCCGAUGCUGACGUGCAGGACCUGAGGAACAAAGCAUGCAGCACACCCUCUACUCCCCAUACUAGAUCAAAGUUUGUUGGCUUGGCCGCAAAUGGUUUACCUAACAAUAUCAUGGGCCCUGUAUGGAUUUGUACCCACCUGACCAAGGAAUUCCGUGAAGAGCACCAUUCUUCAUGGGUUUUUCCUGAAUGGAUUCCUUCGGUGAAGGAUUGGAACUUUUUGUCCUCAAGGGAUGCAGAGAAGUACUUACCCAAAGAAGAACAAUCUGUGCCCUUUAGGAUAAACCGAGAGGGUUAUAAAGAAGACCCAGGCCUCCAUACAAUAAGAAGGUUUGAUUCCUUGUCCUCCCACCCUGAGCGCUGGGACUCAAUGUUCUUUGUGGGAGGCCCUGUGUGGUCUAUGGAGUGGUGUCCUUGCCCAGAAGGGGCGGCUGCUAGCCAGUAUGCUGCCAUAUUUUGCAACAGGGAUAUGGAUGAAAGACACCGUAUAGUGGAAACCCACGCUGAGCCAGCACUACUGCAGAUCUGGGAAGUGGGUGACCUGCAGCAUGACACCUGCCCCUCAACUAAACCCUCCUUUGCAUAUGGAAUCGCUUUGGACAAUGGCUGUAUAUGGGACAUGAAGUGGUGCCCAAGUGGAACAUGGGAGCUACCGUCAAGUAUCAGAAAGGUUCCUCAAAUGCCAAGGCUUGGGCUGCUGGCUGCAGCUUUUUCAAAUGGAACAAUUGCUGUGUUCAGUCUACCACACACAGAAGCCUUAGUUAACUACAGAAGAACUCAGUGUAAAGGAGCUGUAAGCCAGGCUCCAAUGAUAUGCCAGGUGCAGUGUGCUGCUGUUUUGAAGGUGGGGUCCAUACAUGCCAGCAGUAAUUCACACUGUGGUCAGUGUUUCUGCCUGGACUGGCUGCCAAUGAAACCCCAUAAUAUCUUGGCGGCUGGCUUCUAUGAUGGUUCUGUGGCCUUUUGGAAUCUGGCUACUAAAUCCCUGCUGCAGAGAGUGCGUGUGGGGAAUGACCGUCUCACUCUGUAUCCCUACCACUGUUUUAUAGCACAUGAUCAUGCUGUGCGUGCAGUCAACUGGUGUAAGGUCAGCAGUAAUUUUAUAGUCACAGCCAGCGAGGACAGGAAGGUGAAGUUCUGGGACCUCAGAAGGCCUUACGAGCCCCUUAAUGUCUUCAAACGCUACCUCACAACAGAGAUCUCAUGGUUGCUGUACUGGUGUGGAGUCUGUGUUGCCCAGGAGAACUGCUACACAACUUAUGGGAUGAAUGGUGUCCAUUACAUUGAUGCUGGAUACACGGGAUCAAAGCCAUAUUUUGUCGCUCCACGACGGGGAACAGUAUGGAGCAUAUCUGGUUCUGAUUGGCUCAAUACCUGUGUGACAACAGACAGUACCGGAGAGCUGUUGAUGAUGUUGCUUGCAGACAUGUCUCAAAACCCCUAUAUUAAGCGCCCUAUGGAUCGCAGAUUUCCUAUCUAUAGGGUGGAACUUGUUCCAUAUGGUACUGAUUCAAAGGUACAAGAAGAAGACAACAAGAAUCCUGUGAAUACAGGACAGGUCUGCGAGCCUCAGACAUAUGGAGAAGCCAUUAAGAAGUACUACUUGUUGUUCCGUGAUACCGAUAUGAGGACGUUUAAGAAUGCCUCCAGCCGAGAACCUAUGAAGCACAUGCAAGCCACAGAAACAAAAGGUGCUUUGGCUCUGGACAGAAUGCCUCUGGAUGCCUUGUACAAGGCCCGCUUCAACCCCAACCUUGGAGCGCAUGGCUGGGUCUUGUCUGCAGGGCAGUCUGGCAUCGUCCGUGCACACUGUCUGAGAGGAAUGAACAGCCCUGUUAUCACAAAGCUUGUCCGUGAGAGCCAAGCACAGUUCAAUGCCAUGUACCAGCCUCAGGGAGACACAGCCAACGAGUUCAUCGUCACUGCUGUCCAACACAGAGUGGAAGCCAUUGUAGAGGUGCAGUGACAGCCUGAGGGGAGCAAUCCACUGCUGUUUGCAGAACUUGGGGAAACAACACAGAGCACUUGAAGGAAAAAAGUACUUCAUGGAUUAUCUGUUCUCUUUUUAAUAACUGCCUUCUUUCUUGAGAUCGUACAUCUUGUCAAGUGUGGUUUACAGUAUUGGUGAUGGUCUCAUGCACUUGUCUUAUGUUUUAAUAGUUUUGUUUUUAUAAUUAACUUAUUUCAACUACAGCUAAAAUUAUUUUCAUAAAAAACAGAAAUGUUAGUCUUCUUAUUUUUUAUACGCAUUUUAGUGUAAAUGAACGGAGACCAUUUUAAAGCUAAGCUUUUUGUUAAAAAGCAAGAACUUUUUUCUUGUUAAACAGAAACAAAAAGGAAAACUUUAACACUGUAGAUAUUUCAUAUCUGGGCUAUGUCCCAUGACAGUUUUGAUUGUUCUGGCAUGUGGCAUAUAUGUAGUGUAAUUCUUUAGUUUAAAGCAGCAUUUUUUGCAUAUUCAUCAUUGUGAUUUUAAUCUUAAAAAUCCCUUUAUAUCUUUUCUGUACCCACUUAAAUUCCUUCCUGUUGUUUAGCAGCACAAACCAGAAAACCCAGAACACUUGACCCCAUAUGUUCUUGACAGAUUCAUGUAAAAGAGAGAUCAAAUUUAAAAGGAGCAAAAACCUCAGUCAUAGAAGUUUCUGUGUAGAAAUGCAGUAGCUUGCAAAGAGAAGUAUUUUAUGUUGAAAAGCUAGAAAUAACAGAAAGAGAUGAUGAAUCUGAAAUAUGUAAAAUUUGGGAAGCAAAGCAGAAAUUUUAGUAUGAAGAAUUAAAAUGAUUUAUUUCCAUGAAAACUCCCACUUAUUUUGCAAUAGAUUUUUUGCACUUAUCAAUACAUUUUCUGUAUGUAAUCAGAGCACAGAGCUACUGUAUGCACAAUAUAUUCAAUGUGUUAUUGCUGACAAGUGUUUUUAUUUCUUUAGAAAACAAAGAUUAAGUUCCAAAUCAACAGCCCAAAAAUAAUCUUAAUAAAAAGUUUUAAUUAGAAAUCACUUUUUAGAGAAAGCAGAAAUUCUGUGAUUAAAAUUCAUACAAUUACACUUUACGAUUAAAACAAAUUAAUUAAUGCUUAACUUGUUUUAGUCUUUUCCUUGAAUGUGCAGGGUUUACGAUUUACCUGUUUUCUUUGUUAUUGAAAUUGUAUCCAUAAAAAUGGUACCUCAUGCCAUUAAGCUAAAUUGGAAGUGUAAAAUGACUCUGUCCCAUGAUUUGGUUAUAUGUUUGUAAUAGAAAUCCAAGAAGUUACACAGAGCCCAAAGCUGUUCUGGUUUAAGUAGGUACUGUACAAAGUAUGAAACUUUGUGUUUUCUGUCUUCUCCAUCACAUCAAUUGAUAUAUUUUAUUAUUACAGUACCACUCAUCUGCCCUCUCUAGUCUGUUAGAUUGUUCUACCCUUUUUUUUCCAGUGUCUUGUUCUUGACUACGGCAUUGGCAUUAUUACUGCUGAGUCAUCUCAUCAUUCACAUGACAGUGGUUCUAGUUUAUUUUGAGGCACUUAAGUAAACUACUGCUUAGAAGGACUGAUUAUGCAGUUUUGUGUGUGAUUUGUGUUUCUAACUGGAGAAUUUCUAAGCCACUCUUAAAAAGAUGUUUAUUUUUUAUGCAGCCAGAAAACAGGUUAGACCUUUAAGACGAUGCUUGAUUAUUUUAUUCUUGCUCUGAUGUACAUCAUAGCUCAGGUCCUCUGAGCAGUAACAUUUCAGCUGGCAUAUUGCUGACUUAUUACUGGUUUUGUGGUCGUAUACAAUAGAUCUACAUUUUUGUCAUUGUAACAUGCACAACCUGUUUCUUCAACAUAAUCAAUUUAAGGAAUGUUCUUUUAGUUCUUCCCCAGAUAAUUGUUAUUCUAGUUAUGUUGGAGUCUUCAUACAAAAAUAUAUUUCUAAUAAUAAACUGUCCCUAAAUGGGUACAAUCUG